AUGACAAGUCAAAGUAUUAUGAAGCGGACGGUGUACGUUGGUGGUCUGGACGAACAGGUCGACCGCAAGGUUUUGGAAGAGGCUUUCGUGAAGUUUGGGGAUCUGAAGACGGUGGAGAUUCCCCUGGACAUGAAAACUGGGAAGCACCGAGGCUUCGGCUUCGUGGAGUUCAUGGAAGUUGAUGAUGCAGAGGCUGCCAUCGACAACAUGCACUCCGCCGAGCUUUACGGUCGGACGAUCAAGGUGAAUUUAGCACGUGCACCGAAGAAUACGCCGACAACAGAGUCCAACAGGCCGAUCUGGGCAGAUGAUUUCUUCUAUCGCAAGAAGCUGAAGGACGGCUUGGGGCAUUUCAGCUCUCUGACGGGACUUGACUUGUGUCUCAAUGUGGAGCCUGGCACUCCGCUGCCCUUUGGUGCCGUGCUCAUGCUUGCUAUGCUUGCUGAAAUCACAGAGUCACAGGGUCCGGCACAAGACUGGGCGGCUUGCGUCCAGUCUAGGGAGUGGUCGGCCUUCCGGCAUCAGGUCCGUGCCACCUUCGAAGCCGGAGCUGAGACUCUGGCCGUGGGGCGGGAUUUGGCUAGAAAGGCGCGGGUGCUCCUUCAGCGGUGGCAGGUUCCAGCCGGACAAUGGCGGGCCAUGCUGGGAAGUGCCCGGCCUGCUGGCGCCGGGGGCGAUUUGGAGGAAGCGCAUUGCGGAACAUCCGUGGACGUGACGCGUGGUGUCCUUGCUCAGGACACCAGUCGAGGAUUUCACCCCUACCAUUUCCUAACGCUGCCUCAUGACAGUCCUGCCUGGAGACAGGAGGACUUUCUGCGAUGGCACCGGGACUUUUGUUAUUUGGGCUAUGUGGUGGCUCUCUACGUGCGAUCUGCUUCACGCAUUGGCGGCUCCAAAGCCUUGCAGGAGGAGGAGAAGGUGAAGCUGUCAAGGGAGGAUUUGCAGACUGCCUCGUCCAUGCUGGGUCGCUGCCGUGAGAUGGACUUUCUGGAUCGCUCCGUGUGGGGUCUGCAGAGUCUGGAUCUCGACGUGAGCCUGCUGCGCCUCGCGGACCAGGGUGCCCAGGGCGCGGUCGCUGCGGUGGCUCCCUGGCGCGGCUUGGCGGAGGACUUCCCCAGGGAGCACCGGAACGCCCGGCAGAAUUUGUGGCAGGCCUUGGGGAACGGCGCCAAAUUCCGAAGAAGUCUGGAGGCCCAGGUGGCCCGGAGCGUGGCUUCGGGAUCCCUCACGGGCUGGCACUCCCCAAAGCCUCACUGGCGACGGCGGCCGAUAGACGUGGCCCUCUUUGCAGUGCCGGUUUGGUAUGCCACGGAGUUCUUGGUCGGCAUUCUGCGAUGGCGUUUCCCUGCUUUACCGCUCUCGGUCUUCUGCGCACCUCUAGGAGGCUACAACUUGCCAAGGUCCAACGAGCUGCGAGACCUUGUCGAGCCUUUGCUGCAGGAGCCCGCAGAGCUGCAGGUUUUGCGCUUGAUCGAGGGCUACUGCUGCAACUGGGAGCAAGUGGAUUUCCUGGUGGUGCGAGUUGCCUUGAACCAGCUGGCUCGCAGUCUCGCUCGCUCAUCCUUUUCCUUGCUGGUCUGUGCCGGGCCACUCUGGCUCUGCCUGCUCCUGCGAGAGGAGGGACUCGACUUGCCGCUGCUGGCCCAUUGCCUCACCUUCCAGGACCUGGAUUACCCAGGCGACAAAGACCAGAACGUGGCCUGGGUGCACCGGAAGAUCCUGGAGAACUUUGGUGCUGCACCCGGCUCCCGCGGCUCCCGCGGCUUCGGCGGCUCCGGCGGCUCCGGCACCCGGGUCUCGGGGGUCUUGGUGCAAGACGACAUGCAGCGGGUCUACUACCCCAUGAUCUUCGACUUCACCCGGCGAGGAAACUUCAGCCAUGCAGGCCAGCUGAGCUUCUUCCAGAUGCCCUACAUUCAGGCUCGCUACACGCAGCGGCGUCUCCGCGCGACUCGGCCCGAUGCGGAUGAAUUGUCGAAGGAAGUGGUGAUCGUGAGGGAAGGCACCACGAAACGUUGGACUCUCUCGCUCCGGGGCCACCUCUGGUACCUGAAGCUGAAGCAGAUGGCCGCGGCCCAAACGGAAAGAGAGCUGCGCUGCUGUCAACUGCGAUUUUUGAAGGACGAGGUGGCGAGGAUCCCUUACUCCGAGAUUGCCGAGCAUCGGGCCGCCGUGUUCUUUCCGGGCAUCGGCCAUGCCAAACUCACCUUGCAUGAGCUUCGGACGAUGGGGAUCCCCACCCUCUUCCCAGCGAAGAGCCUCAUGUACCGAGUGGAGGACCUGAUCCUAGACCCGCGCCAGCCCUACAGCGGAAGCUACGACGGCUGUGGCUCGCAGCUGGGCGUGGGGGCAAU
Symbiodinium necroappetens is the source of this 2354-nucleotide messenger RNA. NCBI's taxonomy places the organism in Eukaryota, Dinophyceae, Suessiales, Symbiodiniaceae. The record is from the annotation of a GenBank genome assembly.